AGGUUGUUGAAUUUUUUUUGACUUUUUUUUUCUGGGCGUUAAUUCAAACCGCUGGUUUUAUAUUUCCUCAGAUCCGAACGGUUUGGUGGUGUCAAAAAGAGAAAAAAGGGGGUUUUGCGUAUUUUCCCAUCAUAUUAUCACUCGUUCUCUCUCUUUUUUUUGGGCCCCCUUUAUUGCAUUUUCCAUAUGAUAAGGAAAAUAUGACGACACCCACUUGCGCCCAAGAAACCGAGUUUGUCGCUCUUUUGAAAGAAAUCACCAAAUUACAGUGGGUGCGCGAAUCAUUACCUUCUCAUGCCCACCAUUAUGAAGGGCUCAAACAACGUUACAAAAGAGAACAGCACUUCAAAUCGCUGUUAGAUAAUCAGCUCGAGGAAUAUCGUAGCAAACAAGAUCAGUCGGGCGUGUUUCGCGGCAAACGAUUAAGUCUCGGACGAUCAUCACCGCCCGAGAGCUCCUUUGUCGAUAUCAUAGAACCACUCAAGCGCCACGAAGCAGCGAUCGCCGAGCUCGAGACGCAACUAGAAUCAGCUGAACACAUGUUACAAGAUCUUUUGAUUCACAAACAAAAGCUGGACGAUCUUUGCGAACAUUUACACACUUUGUACGAUGAGGUGGUACCCAGUGCAGCCUACACUAGUUCCACCCACACGGAACAAAGUUUACGAACCGAAGUGCAUGACCUGGCCGAAGCGAUACCACAGAUCGAACAUCAAAUUGAUACCAUCACUCAAGCACAGAAAAAAUUGUAUGAUGCAAGGGAAUUGAUGGAAAAAGCCAUGAAAACUUUACCAGGUGCCGCUGCUUUUUUGGAUCGCCAAGCAAUUGCUUCUGAGAGCAACGGUUCACUAUUCAGUAAAUCGGGAUCACUAGGAACCAUCUUAAAUUCUGGUUUAUCCGUUAAAGACGCGGAUCGUCUUGCGCAGCAAGCUUAUCAGUUACAGGAGGAUGCAUCUAAGGAAUGUGACUAUGUGCCAUUAAUACCCACUACAUCCAUUGACAAAGAUGAAAACGUGACGAAUAUUCUGACUUCAUAUCGAGGUUACCGGUUAAAGUUGGAAUCAUUACUGCGAACGCAAAUCAAUCCUCGGUUAAACAAAUUGCAAAGCCAACUGGCGAUGACUCGAUAUCAUCACGCACAAAAGACGAUCGAAUGGAUUGAUCAGCAAAUCAUGAUCCUGCAAAACGUGCUAAGGGAGAAUGGCUUUCUCAAACAUGUUUCACUGGAACGAGAAAUCUCCAUUCUACGCAUGGGAUCCAAUGCUGCCCUGGUAGCAGUUGCUGCAGAGACCAGUGGACGGAUUACCAUCGACGACGCACUGGAAGUGGAUCCAGCCACUGCCAAUGGACUGGAAGCUGAAAAUGGGGCGUUGCCUCAAUACAGUGCGAAUGGAGAUUCGGGAUCUUCUGAUUUAACCAACGCUACUUUGCCAAUGUAUAUAUCCUCUGAAGCACAGCAAGACCGACCUCCCGCAUACACCGACUAGACCUUCGGAUACACAAGCUUCCCUUUUUGUAGUAUUUAUAAGAUUUUAUUUCAUUUUUUCAUUUUCUGCUUUCUGUGAACCCGAUCGUGGAAUAAAAUGGGGGCCAGAUAGAAUCCCCGAUAACGUCAUGCUCAUUUCGCCCAAGAGCUAAAACAUCGGAAUUGUCUCUUUUAUC
Molecule: messenger RNA, 1662 nt
Organism: Radiomyces spectabilis
Lineage: Eukaryota; Fungi; Mucoromycota; Mucoromycetes; Mucorales; Radiomycetaceae
Exons: 7
Coding region: 201-1487 (428 amino acids)
Source: RefSeq, a predicted model, not a curated record